This is a messenger RNA of Leptomonas pyrrhocoris, 6039 nucleotides long. RefSeq lists its product as hypothetical. The coding region runs from base 295 to 6039 and encodes 1914 amino acids. Lineage: Eukaryota; Euglenozoa; Kinetoplastea; Trypanosomatida; Trypanosomatidae. The transcript has a single exon. The record is from RefSeq and is a predicted model, not a curated record.
AGCCGUCGUUGGCCUCAGGUUGAGUAUCAGGAAUAGAUACGCUGAUUCCUUCAUUGGGAAGACAUAGAGCACCUUUAGAUAUCUUUUAUUACUAUUACUUCAUCGUUUACAUUCACACGUAUUAUUCUACUAUCACUUUUCGUGUAGUUUCCGCAAUAAACAUUACGUUAGCCCACGCUUGACCUACGCAGUCCUAUCCCUCUCUCUCUCAUUUGCUGUUGCUUUCAUUCAGCGGCGCUCACGCUCAGCCGAGAACGUCCGGAGGUGAAAGGUGCUUCUCGUGGCACCCCAAAAAUGCGAGUCGCCGCCACCGCAGCUGGUGCUGCUGCCGUUGGAAAUGGAACUGCUCCAGGUGCCACGCCGUCUCCUCAUCACAAAAACCUUCCCGAGGCGAUUUCGCUCACCAACACGCCCGGCUACAUCCUCAGCAGCGACGCCAGCGCCACGGAGGACAUUGGCGUUGUCUGGGAUGCCUCUCCCUUCUCCUCUAUCAGCCCCUCUCAGGUGUCCGCCGAGGGCUACGGUGCGAGUCACGAGGUCCGCCAUGAACGCCAACAAGGCAAACCACACGAGGAGGAGAGAAAGCCCGAGACAUCGAAAGUAGGAAUGCGGACACACACGGGCGACGAUUCUGUGAGCACCACCACAGGCCUUCCCUCUCCCCACACGCGGACCGCAAAGCGAGAGAAGGAACAGAAGCGAGCGCCACCCACUGCACCUGAGGGUGUGUCGCCGUCGGCAACGUCGAGCAUUGCCCGAUCGCUCUCCGCGCCGAUCCCACGCCCAGCUACAACACCCAGUGUCCCACUCACUGUGGCGACGGGUAGCAGCGACAAGGACGCAGCGUCCACUAUGUCUCCGUUUAAGCCGCUACACAACGAUUUCGCGCGUCCGCCAUCGGAUCUUUUAUCGCUGCGCACCUCAAAUGCAGCCACUACGCAGCCUUCCUCAACCAGUCCCACGCAGCUGUCUCCCGCGAAAAAAGGAAGAGAAGCGAAGAAGGACUCUCCUGAGCACAAUCACAGUGACGUGAGCUCUCUGGCGCGGUCCAACCCCCACCUCACCGUGCUGGCGGACCUCCUGAACCACAAGGUGUUCACGGAGGAGGACGUACUGCUGGAGCUGGAGGCCAUCCGCAAACGUGCCCUCCUCACCACCGCCCCUUUCAACAGGCACCUUCUUCCCAUCCUGGCGUGGUACCUCCUGCGCGACAAGUUCGGCGAGGCCGCCGCCACCCGCUACGUCGCCUUCCUGACGUGUCCGCCCGGUACACCACGACCGGACGGUGCGGUGAACACGACGAACCACAUCGCGUCCUUCUUGCCUCGUGUGAAUGACGUGCGACGGGAGCGGAGGGCGACGAAGGAGCAGCUGCGGAAGAGCCCCACGCAUCACUACACUAUUACCCCGCCACGCUCGCCGACGGAGGCGGGCAGCCUGUCGAAGCGGGGGCGGCGCUGCACGCCCGUCUACGACGUACUGGCAGACGCCUCAGAUAUUCCGUCCGCCUGGGUGGCGAGUCCACGCACACCUACCUCCCCGCCGUUGUCUCCACGGGAUCGCCUGCGCCUCUACACGCGCGAGCAAGCAGUUAUGGACCGUCAGCAGGCGAAAGCGGAGGAUCGCACCGUUGUGGACGUCGUGCUGGACGCGGCUGAGACAAACACGCAGGCGAAGAAUGUGUACACGGUGGUGGCCGCUUCGGUGAGCUACAACGUGCUGCAGGAGCCCUCUGUCUUCCAGCCACCACAGCCACCACCACCAGUUCCUCCAACAGCGGCGGGCGCGAGAGGCGCGGCAGCAAACACAACGGACGAAGAGACGGCAGCGGGUCCGCAGCGCGGGGUACAUGCCAAUUCCACCCCGACACCCGACCGCCACCACGAUGACGGAGAUGGACUGCUGCACGGACUGCCGAGCACCCCUGCUGUCAGCGCUGUCGGCAUGAUCGCAGAAGAAGGCCUCAGCACCUUUUACCACGACGGUCCUGCCGAGUCGCCCGGGACGGCGCCUGCGUGUGUGCGCACGGGGAAGGCACCACAAAAACAGCACAACAAGGGCAAGGUGCCGCGCGGACCGCAGCUUCAGAAGAGCGGGACGGUGGUGGGCGGCACUCCAGACCUGUCCGACAUCCCCUGCGUGCUGGACCACGGAAUGAGCGCGCAGACGGACUCCCAUCCAGACAGCAGCAGCACUGCAUCGGCGGAGGGUCCCUCCUCGCGUCCCGAAGCCCCCGCCACCGACACUCAGAGCGGCAGGCGUGCACACGCUGACAACGUAAAGCAGCGCCUACCGGCCGGAGUGAACGCCGCCAAGGCUCGCGAGGCAGGCCUUCUGGUGUUUUCCGCUGCGGAAGGUUCUGUUACGGCUGUGUCUUCCCGGCAUGCCAGCGACACACAGAACAGCUCCGCAAACCCGUACUACGAGAACUCGGACUUCUGUCUUCUUCGGCCAACAUCCCGACAACAGACGCAUGACCAGAAGGCGGGCAGCGACGCCGGGUUUGUGAAGGAGCCAAAGCAGUACUCGGUGCUGGACUCAUCCGCCAGCCGCACGGCCACCACCGAUGCCUACUACUCCAUGCUCCCGGAUACUUCCGUGGCGACCCAGAAGCCCAUUUCCUCCCCUACCACGCCCUCGGGGGACAAGAAGGCAUUCGACCGAGAGCGCAGCAAAGAGCUGCUGAGCUCCACAAAGACUUUUGGUGCUGCAACGGAGGAAGCUACACAGAUGAACUCAAGCUACGGUAGUCUCCUUCCAGGUGGCAGCACGCUGAUGAAGACAGGAACAGCCGAAGAGGCGGAGGCGAGGAUGACAACCAUGAACGCAGAGACAAGCAUCAGUGCUUGUGACUCCACGGCAGCCUCGCAGCUCCGCCCACCUUCCCUCGUUGCGAGUCGAAACAUCAGCUCUGAACAGAGGAAGAGCGGUGAGAUGUCCACAGCACUCUUCAGCAUGUUCGAGCAGGACGACAACAACAGCAACGUCGGAAGCAUCGAGACACGUGCCGUUGCAACGCAGAACAGUGUGCCCUACAGCGCCUUUCUCAGGGAGUCGCAAAGCGGUGCGAGUACCACGCGGCGCAGUCCUUCACCUGCCUACAGUCAGUUUGCAAGCGAACCAAGCAGGAGUGCCUUGACAAACGACACCACAGCCACUUCGCAGAGCAACGUGGAGUCGGGUAUUCGAAGUGGUAUCGCGUUUGGUAGCCUAGUGGAACGAAGUGAGCUGCCGAUGACAAAACGGGCCUCUUCUGCUCGUCCUUGCCCACCAGGCCGCCCAACAACAGCAAACGAACCCUCUGCUAUUGCCUUCAGCGGAAUGACGUCGGCAAGUGAGAGCGCGCACAGACGAAGCCGUCUUUCUCGGGCAUCCGCGCCGUCCAUCAUGGGGAACCUCUCAGAGACCCACAGUCGCGGUGGAAGCAACUACGGCAGCUUGAUGGACACCUCUCACACCCCUCUGUCAUCGCCGCGCUGCCAUUCCCGCCAUCCGUCGCAUUCCUCGCGCAAACCUUCCUCGACAGGGGCCUCCGUCAGCCGAAGCCUUUUGGGCCACUUCCGCGACAGCUUGCACCGCAACACCCCUUCUUCUCUGGAGGACGAAAUAUCGGAGAAUUACGGCAGCAUGAUGGGGGCCAGCGCGCAGAACAGCGUCGCGGCGGACCGGUCGAGCGCGGGUGCUGCCUCGCACGGCGGCUACAGCGCGCUCGACGCCAGCGCAGGCGCGCAGCAGUCCUCCGUCGGCGGUCGCACCGGCGGCUACGGCAGCAUGAUGGGGGCCAGCGCGCAGAACAGCGUCGCGGCGGACCGGUCGAGCGCGGGUGCUGCCUCGCACGGCGGCUACAGCGUCCUGGAGCCUCAAAGCACGGAGAUGAGGACCACCACGCAACGUAACGCCACCGCUUAUCCGAGUGUUCGCUCCAGUGUUGCACCGCCUGAGGAAAUGGCCGUCUCUGCCAACCCAAGAGACUACUCUCUUCACUACUCGACGUCGGAGAGUGGGGUGGACAGUUCAGUGGUGGACCCCGUGGCCUUGCAAGCGAUGUUAAAGCGGCUGGAGCGGCCGGUUUCUGGAUUGCGAGAGAACACCGCCUGCACCUUUGGGGAGGAGGGCUGCCGCUGCGCGUUGGGAGGUCGUCCCGUUCACACUGUGCUGUGCGUGCCGUCACCGAAGAAAAUGAUGGGCACCGACUCCUCCUCUGUAGAGAGUAUCACUGACGCUGCCAAUUCUGCCGCGGCUGCAAAGCCUGAUGGGCCAACCCCGGCAGUGAAGGCGCCGCGUUCUCCCGUCCCUGUCGCUCCUUUGCGGCAGCGCGACAUCAACGCGCUGUCACUCUCGCGCGACGCGGCAGAAAAGAAGCGGCAUGCUCUACCGCUGUGCGGCGGUGCUCGUGUGGACAGCACACCGCUUCGCAAAGGCAUCGGGUUUCAGAGGCACGGCUCACCGCGGCAGUCGGGCAGCAAUCCGUCGCCCACCGGCAGCGGUAGGCCGUCCGACCCCGGUGACUCUUCGAAACUGCACAGUGCGGGGGGUACGCCACUCCCGAAUCGCCGCUCGAACGCUAGUCCCAAUGGAAACGCCUCUCUUCUCGACGCAGGCGGGCAGGCCGGCCACGUCACCAUCCUCAGCGACCCACGCAGCAGCAGCAGCGUAUCGAUGCACAACGUGCCGGAUCUUUCUGCGCAGCUGGAGAAGGAGGAACACAACGGCAUGCGUCAACUACACACGCGGCAACAGCCACAGCCCAAUCAGAGGCUACACCCAAGCACUUCGGGAGAGGUGGACUAUCCUCGUGACUUCCCUUUCAUGGCGCCGGUGUCCAUCCUCAAUACCUCCGCGGCCGCGGCCAGCCGGCUGUGCGACGCCCGUUUGUCACUCGCUGCUGCCGACGAGCCAUCCACAACGGGGAAGAAGAAAGCGACGGGCGCGGCCGAUGGGGUAAGUGUGGUGGGCGGUCUCAGUGUUUUUGUCGAGGCAGGUGUGCUUGAAACACAGGAGGUGUACGAUCAAGCGGAUGCCAGUGGAGACAAGGAAAAGAAUGGGCCGCUGCGGGUGCCGGAUGAGACGAAAAGUCCGUCGCUUCACGGACGUGCUCGUGGCGGAGGAGGAGUGACAAAUGACUUCACAGUCGUGGCGCCCACGAGCCGUGUCAUGACGCCCGUUGCUCAGCAGGUCGACAGCCGUGCGGAGAGGCUGCUGAGCCCCGAGGUGCACGCGAAGCACGCCAACUUGGCGACGAUACUCGCCAGUUCGAGAUUGGAGGGGAGUAACAUCAUCGACGGGCACACGACUAGUGAGGAGCGCCCAUCGCAUGUGGCGGGUGCCGCGACAGUGAAGCGCACGUCGGGUAGCGCCACCCUGCAGCAGCAUCCCGCGUCUCACGGUCGUGGUAACGCACUGAAUGCAAGCGCGUCUUCUGCGUUGUCGUCUUCUUCCUCUUCAUCUUCAUAUAACUCAUCUGCAGACGACACCACAGUGUCCACGGACUCAUCAUCCGUAGAAGACACACACCCAGAGCAGUCCACCAACCCGGCGACUUCGCAGGAGGUGAGCAGCGUCAUGGCAGUGACGGCCCCGCGCCGACGGGUGUUGAUGCAGCCGCAGCCAACCGCGCCGGAGCUGCCCCAACAGCGGGAACUGCGCCAGCGUCACCGCACCAUUCUGGACGUCCCGGGCGUGCCGUACGUGGAGUCGCCGGACAUCUCCACCCACAUCGAUAAAGCAGAAGCGCACAGGAAGGAGAAGAAGCAUGAAGCGUUUGUUGUCGCCUGGGCGCGGCGGGGGUUGAUGUGGCAGCGGCAGGAGAAGGCGGCACAGCUGCGCGCGGAGUCCCUGGCGAUGGCGAAGGAGAUGCCGGAUGGGUCGAUGCCUCAGCAGCCGCCCAAUCGGAGAGCAGCGGGACACACCUCGCCGAAUAGAGGAGCUUCGCCCUAUCGGCAGCAGCAACAGCCACGGAACGGGCAGAGGUAUAACAGACCUGGUCCGGCACCGAUGCCCGGUCGUCCGCCCAUGCACCCCCCGCGCCGCGGUUCGUAA